CACACGUGCGAACUCGUUACAGUUACAUACUCAGCCAUUAUUGUAUACUUAUAAUUUGCUUGUUUAAAUAUAUCUUACGUUAGUUAAUUUUCUACUGCCAAAUUACGAGCUCUUUCUUACGACUAUUCCUCAUACAUAACAAAUUGGCGACGAGGAUUCUUUUAUCACGAACCAUUACGGAAAAUCGUACACGAUUUUUCGAAGCAAGCACGUGGCUAGACAAAGGCAACGGCGAGGAAGAAUUCUAUACAAAGGAGCUGAGGAAAAAGGAAGGUGACCAUGACUACAGCAACGAUGGUACCCAACACAUUCGCAAUUGAACCAUUCUGCCCUACAAGCACAACGUGGUCUAGAUGUCUAAUGCGAUUGGAAGGAGCAUUCCGGAUUUUCACAAUCAAAAACGAGGAUCCAUACACAACCCUAGCGAAAACGUUAGGCGAUUUCUACGAGCCAGCACCGCUCGAAAUAGCGGAAAACUACAAAUUCCACCAACGAAAGCAGAAGGAAGGCGAAUCGGUACAAAAAUUCUUAGCAGCUCUACAAGAACUCUGCCUACACUGCAAAUUUGGCGAGUACGUAAAGAUUGCACUACGCAAUCAAUUAGUUUUUGGGCUGAUAAGCAAGAAAAUUCAAGCACGACUUCUCGAAUUACCGGACUUGACCUUGGAGAAAGUGACGCAGGUGGCAACAACGAUGGAGAUGUCGGACAAAGGAACACAACAACUUCAAGGAGAGACGCCAGAGGUAAACAUAGUACAAGCGGCGAAACGGAUUACCAACCGAGGAGGACACACAGAUAAGUUAUCUAAACACAAUAAUAGUUUUUCUAGAAAUACCAAUGUACGAAAACCUAAUAAUAAGUCAAAUCCUGUAAAUAUACACAAAUACGCGAAUAUUACAUGUUAUCGUUGCGGCAAAAAUCAUCUCGCUUCAAAAUGUACGUUAGACAAAAAUAUUAAAUGUAACGCUUGUGGCAGGGCAGAACAUCUACAUAGGGUCUGUUUCCAACGGAACCGCGAGAAUAAUCAGUUGACGGAGGUGUUACAAUUAGAGCAUACGCAGUUCAGGGAAAAGCUGAAGACUACGCUGUCAGUCAACGACAAGCGCGUGAAAUUUGAAAUAGACAGCGGAGCAGCAGUUUUAGUUAUGCGAGAUGAUUUGGUUACGUAAGUUUUUUCCAAAUUCGUCGAUAUGUCCAAUAAAUUUAGCGUUAACAUCAUAUUGUCGUAAAAGGGUUAAACCCCUGGGUUACAUUGUAGUUAACGUAAAGUGCUGUAAGCAUAUACAUAAAUUAAAUUUAUACAUCGUAAAAGAAAACAGAAAUACCUUACUAGGCCGCGAAUGGAUUUUUCAGUUACGUAAAGAUCGUGUUAUCGGACAAUUAGUAAAAGAUUUAGAAGCAAUACAUUCGGUAGAAAUGAAUUCUAAAAAUAAAUUACAAUCACUAUUACAAAAGUACCAAGACAUUAUGUCCCCGUCAGUAUCAAAAAUUAAAAAUUUUCAAGCCAAGUUAACUUUGAAAGGAAAUGCGAAGCCGAUUUUCUGCAAAGCACGUCCGGUACCAUUUCGUCUACGUCCACAAAUCAAAGAGGAAUUACUAAGAUUAGAAUCGGAGGAUAUUUUAGUUAAAAUCGACACCGCGGAAUGGGCUACACCCAUCGUGCCGGUACUUAAAAAGAAUGGACAAAUAUGUAUUUGCGGAGACUUUAGUGUAAUGCUAAACGCACAACUAAUAGUCGAUGACCACCCCUUACCGAUAGCUGACGAAUUGUUCGCAUCUAUGGCGGGAGGAGUAAUUUUUUCAAAUAUCGACCUUCUACAGGUAUAUCUACAAAUGGAAGUCCGACCGGAGGCAGGCAUUUGCUUACGCUAAAUACACAUAAAGGCCUUUACCGUUGUACGCGUUUAAUGUACGGGAUCGCAUCCGCGCCAGCGAUCUGGCAAGGAACGAUUGAAAGCAUCCUAGGCGAUAUUCCAGGCGUCGCAGUUUUCUUAGAUGACAUACGCAUUGCGGGUUCAAAUGUGGAAGACCACUUACGAACUUUAGAAUUAGUUUUCACGCGUUUACGAAAAUGCAACAUUAGAAUAAAUCCAGAUAAAAGCGAAUUUUUUGCGCGACAGAUAAACUACUGCGGUUACGUUAUCGAUAAAGACGGAUUACAUAAAGCCCCGGAUAAAAUCAAAGCCAUCGAAAAUAUGCGUAGACCACAAAACGUAACAGCGGUACGUAGUUUUCUAGGCAUGAUUAAUUAGUACGGACGUUUUAUCCCAAAUUUAAGUUCAAUAUUACAACCGUUAAAUAAAUUACUACAUAAGAAUACACGUUUUCAAUGGACAAAAGACUGUGAGCAAUGUUUCAAAGCGGCGAAGGAAGCUUUCAUAAGCCCUAAAUGCUUAGCACAUUUUGAUCCAACUUUACCAAUGAUUCUGGCAACCGACGCAAGCCGUUACGGUAUGGGAGCAGUGCUAUCACAUCUGUACCCGGACGGUACAGAGCGGGCCAUACAAUUCGCGUCGCAAACACUCUCUAAAACACAACAAUCGUACUCGCAGAUUGACAAAGAAGCGUACGCGAUCAUUUUCGAAAUCAAGAAAUUUUAUCAAUAUUUAGUAGGCGGGCAUUUUACCUUGGUUACAGACCAUCGCCCACUAGUACAAAUUUUUGCUCCCAGUAAGAGCUUACCAGCGUACAGCGCAAUGCGCAUGCAGCAUUACGCACUUUUUCUACAAGGGUUUAGAUAUACGAUUAAAUUAAAGAAAACGCCUUCCAAUUAAAGAAAAUGCUUCUCCAGACGUAAUCGACGCGUUUCAAUUAGACACACAUUGAUUUAGUGGUAGCCACGGAAAAGGAUACAAUCAUAGCUAAAUUAAAAAAGAUAUUACUAUCAGGAAAGAAUCCCCCUAAAUACAAUUUCGCUUUCGCAAACGUAGAUUUAAGGGAAUUUACAUUACAAGAUGGGGUAAUACUAAGAGGACACCGAGUGGUGAUACCAUUAACCUUACGUAAACGAAUACUAUUAGAAUUACACGUAGGACAUUUUCGGGUAGUAAAAAUGAAAAGUAUCGCUAGGGGAUAUGUAUGGUGGCCAAACAUUGACCACGAUAUUGAGGCGCUCGCGAAAAAUUGUCAGGAUUGCAACUCGUUCAAAAAUAAUCCAGUUAAAAUGGAACCACGUGUAGGAACCACCUUCAAUACCUUUUAACCGCGUACAUGUAGAUUUUGCAGGGCCAUUUCUAGGAUACAUUUUCUUCAUUUUAGUGGACGCGUACACGAAAUGGCCGGAGGUACAUAUAGUUAAAGAGAUUUCCGCGAAAACUACAAUUGAAGUAUGUAGGAAAAUUUUUGCUACGUUCGGGUUACCUAAACAACUAGUUUCCGAUAACGGCAAAACCUUUACAGUAAAAUCUGGAUAAAUUCAACCAAGAUUGGGACCCAGUGGUUGCGUUUACCUAAGCGCGGUAUCGAAUCUCGGGUUACACGCAACGACCAGCCAAGCGUGAACGUAGAAAGGAACAGA
This is a messenger RNA of Osmia lignaria (orchard mason bee), 3518 nucleotides long. RefSeq lists its product as uncharacterized. Lineage: Eukaryota; Metazoa; Arthropoda; Insecta; Hymenoptera; Megachilidae. Gene Ontology annotation, molecular function: zinc ion binding; nucleic acid binding. The record is from RefSeq and is a predicted model, not a curated record.